Messenger RNA from Paramecium octaurelia, 1606 nucleotides. The record is from the annotation of a GenBank genome assembly. Lineage: Eukaryota; Ciliophora; Oligohymenophorea; Peniculida; Parameciidae.
AAUAAUAAAAAUAUCAUGGAUCAAGAGGUCUUUCUGAAAAAAUAAUGGUUUAUUAUGACACAUGAGGGAAAAAUUGAAUAAUUUUAUGAUAUCAAUUUAAAAAAAGUGAUUGGAUCUGGAACUUAUGGAAGUGUGGUGAAGGCAACGCUGAAGGGCACUAAGAAUUAGAGAGCAGUGAAAGUGAUCCCUAAAAGCAAGGUGAAAAACCCUGAUCGUUUCAAAAAAGAAAUUGAUAUAUUGAGAUAAUUAGAUCAUCCUAAUAUCAUAAAAUUAUAUGAAACUUUCGAGGAUCAAAGAAAUGUGUAUUUGGUGAUGGAGUAUGUUUUUGUAUGAAUUAUUAAGAUUAUGUGAAGGUGGAGAAUUGUUUGAUCGCAUAAUGGACAAAGGAUACUUCAGUGAAGCCGAGGCUCAUGAAAUCUUUCUUUAGAUAAUGCAAGUGAGAUUUGAAUCUUAAACUUUAGGCUCUGAAUUAUUGCCAUACAAAUGGUAUAUGUCAUAGAGAUCUUAAACCAGAAAACUUUUUGUUCUUGACAAAGGCUGAUGAUUCUCCAAUCAAAGUAAUUGAUUUUGGAUUGAGCACAUUGUUUGAAGAUCCAAUUAGUUAAAAAGCAUCUGGAAAUCAAAAAGUCACAAUGAAAACAAAGGCAGGAACCCCAUACUAUAUUUCACCAGAAGUCUUGAAGGGAAGUUAUGAUGAAUCUUGUGACAUUUGGAGUGCAGGAGUCAUUCUCUACAUCCUAUUAUCUGGAGUGCCUCCCUUUUACGGUGACAGCGAUCCUGAAAUAUUGGAUGCAGUACAAAAGGGGGAAUAUACAUUUGAAAUACCUGAGUUGAAAUCAGUCAGUGAAUCAGCCAAGGAUCUGAUUUCUCAUAUGAUAACAACACCAGAAAAGAGAUACAAGGCAUCCCAAGUGAUCUAACAUAAAUGGAUGAAGGAUGGCAGCAAAAAUACUAAAUGUAAAAUUGAUAGAUAAAUCAUAGAAUUGAAACUAAACUUUGGACAAUUAAAAAAUUUCAACGGCAGCAAUAAACUUAAAAAAGUAGCUCUUACAUUCAUAGCUUCUCAAUUGAACGAGUAGGAAAUUGCUGAUUUGGGAAAGUAUCCUAAUAUGUAUAAUUAGAUUGUUUAAAUAAUUGGAUAAGAAUGGGGAUGGAGUACUUACUAUAGAUGAAUUAAGAGAAGGGUUAAUUGGAAUGAGUGAUGUGUAAGCAAAGGAAUUAGGAAAUAUCAUAAAGAGCAUAGACACUGAUGGAAAUGGAACUAUCAAUUAUACAGGUAUUUACAUAUGAUGAUAAUUGUUAGAGUUCUUGGCAGCUACAAUGGAGAAGUCCUUGUAUAUGAAGGAGGAGAAACUAUACUAGGCAUUUAAGAUGUUAGAUUUAGAUGGAAGUGGAAAGAUUGACAAGCACGAGUUGCAGACUGUCUUGGGAAGUAUAUUAUUGUUGUUCAUUCUUUUUUAGAAAGUGAGAAAAUAAUAGAUGAAAAAUAUUGGGAUGAUAUGAUAAAGGAGGCGGAUAAGAAUGGGGAUGGAGAGAUCGAUUACAACGAAUUUAUUGAGAUGAUGGACAAGUUUAGUUUAAUAAAUUGAUCAAUUAUUUUAUUAUU